Molecule: messenger RNA, 822 nt
Organism: Drosophila grimshawi
Lineage: Eukaryota; Metazoa; Arthropoda; Insecta; Diptera; Drosophilidae
Gene: lsn
Product: vacuolar-sorting protein SNF8
Exons: 3
Coding region: 55-816 (253 amino acids)
Biological process (GO): protein transport to vacuole involved in ubiquitin-dependent protein catabolic process via the multivesicular body sorting pathway
Cellular component (GO): ESCRT II complex
Source: RefSeq, a predicted model, not a curated record
UGAUCCAAGAUUUGUGUUUGUAAAAUAAUAAGUAUAAGAUUGAUUUCGUUAAAAAUGCGCCGCCGUGUUGGCCUGGGUGCCAUACAGCAACAAAAGUUGGCUGCUGAAAAAUACAAGGAUAAGGGCGCUGACAUUCAGGAAUCCCAGUUGGAGCAAAUGACCAAGCAAAUGGAUGUCUUCCGGAUCAAGCUAGAGGAGUUUGCAAUGAAACACAAGGAUGACAUACGCAAAAAUUCGCAAUUUCGUAAACAAUUUCAGGAAAUGUGCGCUGCAAUUGGCGUUGAUCCUUUGGCUACGGGCAAAGGUUUCUGGAGUGUGCUCGGCAUGGGUGAUUUCUACUACGAAUUAAGUGUACAGGUUGUGGACGUCUGCCUGGCGGCGAAUCACAAAACUGGCGGCCUAAUGGAACUGGAUGAACUGCGUCGUCGCUUGAUUGCCGCACGUGGCCAGAGUCCCAUGCAUCAGGAGAUCACAAAGGAGGACAUACUAAUGGCGACGAAAAAAUUGAACAUCUUUGGCAACGGUUUCGUGGUACAUAAAUUGGGAAAGGGCAAGUACAUUGUGCAAUCCAUUCCUGGCGAGCUGAGCAUGGAGGAAACCAAUAUUUUAAGUGCAGCAUCGAAUACAGAAUCCGGCUGCGUUACUCAAAAUCAACUCAUGAACGAUUUGGGCUGGACAGAAUAUCGAACUAAGUGCGCAUUGGAGAAAGUAUUGGGCGAGGGCCUCUGUUGGAUCGAUAGACAAACAGAUGAGGAACCAAGUUAUUGGUUUCCCAGUUUAUUUCCCGGUCGCAAUGCGCAGCUUGUUGCUGCAUAGUUGUUU